This is a messenger RNA of Solanum dulcamara, 516 nucleotides long. RefSeq names its product B3 domain-containing protein At2g33720-like. The coding region runs from base 1 to 516 and encodes 171 amino acids. The transcript has a single exon. Lineage: Eukaryota; Viridiplantae; Streptophyta; Magnoliopsida; Solanales; Solanaceae. The record is from RefSeq and is a predicted model, not a curated record.
AUGUCUGACCAAAAGACUUUGCUUAGUAUGAAGAAGACAUUCUUUUACAAUUUCUUUCCAUCAAAAGUUGAAGAAGAAGCGUGCAAAUUUAACAACACUCCAUGGGUAGUGACUCAAGAACUAGUGGAGAUACGGGACAUCUACCCUGCUCCGAAAAUCAAUUUGGAAAACCUGUGGAAGAUCAAGAAAAGCAUUACUCAUGAUGAGGUUGUUCUAGGAAUGCUUGUGAUUCCAUUUUUUGAGAUGUUUGAGUACAUUCUUCGAUAUUGGAUGUUGGAUGUGGCCAAAAAUUUGGAGAAUGGGUGUGGAGUGCAUGUUGACGUGUGGGAUGUAACUAAGGAGAAUGUCCCUAAGAAGUAUGAAGGUGAAAAUGUUUGCUUAAAGAAGUUGUACAAUGAUGACUAUUCUCUUUCGUGCAUCAAAUUGUUCAAUGAUCGCGGAUUGGGGGUUGGUGAUAAAAUUGGGCUUUAUUGGGAUCGUAGGUCUUCAUGUUUAAUAUUCAAAUUACUUUCUUAA